AUGCUUUCCGCUGGGCAGCCACCUCAACCUCCGGCCACAUCCGUAACCGCGGCAUCUGCUAUCUCUAGCAAAGCGCAUCUGUCCAGCAUGCAGCAAAACGGAGCCUCCGUGACCACCGAAUUGGCCCCAGAGAAACCCGGCGGCCCUAUUCAGCACAUCUGGGUAGUGACCGGCCCCGCGGGCUGCGGCAAGAGCACAGUAGGCCAAGCCAUUCGCAAAGAGCUCGAUCUGCCAUUUCUAGAGGGCGAUGAUUACCACCCCAAAGCCAACAAAGACAAAAUGAGCAACGGAAUCCCCCUGACCGACGCAGACCGCUGGGACUGGCUGAUCUCCCUCCGCCAAGCCGCCAUAGACGCCCUCUCGCCUGCUGAAAGAAAUGACUUCCACCCCCCAGCCGGCGUCGUGGUCGCCUGCUCCGCCCUAAAGAAGAAAUACCGCGACGUCAUGCGCGUUGCGGCCUACGGCUCGCCUCUCGUUCAGAUCCACUUCGUCUACCUGAAGCUGACAGAGGCCGCGCUCAUGCAGCGUGUCACUCGGCGCCAAGCACACUACAUGAAGAGCGACAUGGUGCAGUCUCAGUUGGCGGCGCUGGAAGAGCCGAGGGACGAGUGGGAUGCCAUCACAAUCGAUGUUCAGAAAAGUGUGCUGGAUGCUGUGGCUGCGAAGUUGGCCGAGUACCAGUAA
Penicillium chermesinum is the source of this 684-nucleotide messenger RNA. RefSeq names its product gluconokinase. The transcript is spliced from 3 exons. Gene Ontology annotation, cellular component: cytoplasm. Bases 1 to 684 code for a protein of 227 amino acids. Lineage: Eukaryota; Fungi; Ascomycota; Eurotiomycetes; Eurotiales; Aspergillaceae. Gene Ontology annotation, molecular function: gluconokinase activity. The record is from RefSeq and is a predicted model, not a curated record.